Messenger RNA from Lotus japonicus, 615 nucleotides. RefSeq names its product NAC domain-containing protein 83-like. The transcript is spliced from 3 exons. The record is from RefSeq and is a predicted model, not a curated record. Lineage: Eukaryota; Viridiplantae; Streptophyta; Magnoliopsida; Fabales; Fabaceae. Gene Ontology annotation, biological process: regulation of DNA-templated transcription. Gene Ontology annotation, molecular function: DNA binding. Bases 1 to 615 code for a protein of 204 amino acids.
AUGACUUAUGAGGACGAGGAUGGGAAUAUUAGGUUGCUACCUGGGUUUAAGUUUGAUCCUACAGAUGAGGUUCUUGUGGGUUUCUACCUAAAAAGGAGGGUCUUUUCUCAACCUUUUCCUAUUGAAAUCAUCCCAUAUUUUGAUGUGUUUCAGAUUGAGCCUUGGCGUAUACCUGAAGGAGAUGGAAAUAUUUUCAAUGAGCGCAAGUGCUUCUUCCACAACACUAUGGGGCGUGACCUUGAAAACCUUGACAUGAUAGUUGCUGGGAGUGGCCAGUGGAGAGUUAUGGAAAAAUGGAAAGAUGUUCUUGUCCCUAAAAAUAAUGAGGUCAUUGGUAAGAAGAACAUCCUGAAUUUUUGGGAAGUGCAAGGAGACUGUGCCAGGAGGACUAGAUGGGUGAUGCAUGAGUUCCGCCUUGCGUUAAUAACUAACCCAUCUAAGAUGGCAAACUGGGCUGCGUACCGCAUCUUUCAGAUUCAGGAUGAAAAGAAUGCUAAAUGGGGUAUAAUGAGGAAAGCGCCGAUAAUGGGAGUGUUGAAGUCUUUGAUUUCAGUGCUGAGAGUGGAAGUUUUUCAAGCCCUCCCAAAUGACUCCUUCCUUGGGCCAGGGCAGUGA